AGCAGCUGCCGGCACGGAUAAGACCGCGGCCGGAGCGCGGCCGCAGCGAUGCCUGCGCGCAGCCGCCACCGCCCCGGCCUGCACUCCGGCUCGCUUACCCGGGCUCCGCCCCCACCCCUUAAGGCGUCUCUCUCCCGGGAGGCCCGGAGGGCACCGGACUCUGAUAGCUGCUCGGACGCCGACUCGGAGGCGGGUCCGGGGAGCCCGAUUCGGAGCAAGGAGCAUCUUGGCCAUUCUGCGAAGACUCUUCACACUGCGCAGUUCCUCACAGUUGAAGAAGAAAUGGCUGGUCCUAAUCAACUCUGCAUUCGCCGCUGGACUACCAAGCAUGUAGCUGUUUGGCUGAAGGAUGAAGGCUUUUUUGAGUAUGUGGAUGUUUUAUGCAACAAGCACCGACUUGAUGGAAUCACAUUGCUUACAUUGACUGAAUAUGAUCUCCGAUCUCCUCCUCUGGAAAUCAAAGUCUUAGGGGACAUUAAAAGGUUAAUGCUCUCAGUCCGAAAAUUGCAGAAAAUACAUAUUGAUGUUUUAGAAGAGAUGGGAUACAACAGUGACAGUCCCAUGAGUCCCAUGACUCCAUUAAUCAGUGCUCUGCAGAGUGCAGAAUGGCUCUGUAAUGGGGAGCCUUCACAUGACUGUGAUGGACCCAUCACUGAUUUGAAUUCUGAUCAGUACCAGUAUGUGAAUGGUAAAAACAAACACUCUAUUCGAAGAUUGGACCCAGAGUAUUGGAAGACCAUACUGAGUUGUAUAUAUGUUUUCAUAGUAUUUGGAUUUACAUCUUUCAUAAUGGUUAUUGUCCAUGAGCGAGUGCCUGACAUGCAGACCUAUCCACCACUCCCAGAUAUAUUCUUGGACAGCGUUCCUAGAAUUCCAUGGGCCUUUGCCAUGACAGAAGUAUGUGGCAUGAUUCUGUGCUAUAUUUGGCUCCUGGUUCUUCUUCUUCACAAGCACAGGUCCAUACUUCUGCGAAGGCUCUGUAGUCUGAUGGGCACUGUCUUCUUGCUUCGCUGCUUCACCAUGUUUGUGACCUCCCUGUCCGUGCCCGGACAGCACCUUCAGUGCACUGGAAAGGUAUAUGGCAGUGUAUGGGAGAAGUUACACCGGGCCUUUGCCAUUUGGAGUGGCUUUGGGAUGACCCUGACUGGCGUCCACACUUGUGGAGACUACAUGUUCAGUGGCCACACGGUCGUCCUGACCAUGCUGAAUUUCUUUGUCACUGAGUAUACACCAAGAAGCUGGAAUUUCUUGCACACUUUAUCCUGGGUUCUCAACCUCUUUGGAAUCUUCUUCAUUUUGGCUGCCCAUGAACAUUAUUCCAUUGAUGUGUUUAUUGCCUUUUAUAUCACAACGAGACUCUUUUUGUACUACCAUACUCUAGCCAAUACCAGAGCAUAUCAGCAGAGUAGGAGAGCAAGAAUUUGGUUUCCCAUGUUUUCUUUUUUUGAGUGCAAUGUUAAUGGUACAGUCCCAAAUGAAUAUUGUUGGCCAUUUUCAAAACCAGCAAUAAUGAAAAGACUAAUUGGAUGAAGACUAUGUUUGUAAUGGGCUCAUGACUAAAGAUGCAGUCAUUGUUGAAAGUAACUUUGUUUUCUCCCUCCAGGUUGUUCCUGAAUGUCUUGCUUUUUUCCCAAUAUGUUGACAGAGUUCUCUGUCCUGAGCAAGGCUGUGACCAUAGAAAGCAAACAAGAACAAUCAAGAGUCCUUACCUGUCUGUCGAACAGAAGUUUAAGUAGAUGUUUUCUGCCCCUUCUCUUUAGGCAGACUUAAUAUUAUGAUUGAAGUCAGGCUCUUAGCUUUACCUUUUGAGUAUUUGCCUGUUGAACUUAAGCUAAUCAACUUAAGCAGUUUGCUGGUUGAAAGAUGUAAAAAGGAAAAAAAAAAUUCCAGUAGGACUCUAGGCAAGAAAUACUGAGAAUACUAAUAAUUUUUUAGGCUCCUUAUUUUCUUCAAAGGAAAAACCCCUACCCAAUGAGCAGUACUUGUUCUUUGAACUAAUCUCCGUGUCUUUCUAAAAAAACGCAACUCUGGAAAAUGAUCCAUUUUACUGACAAAUUAAUUUUUGCCUUCUGAACUGACCGUAAGAAAAGUAUACUGACUAUACCAGGAUCCUUGAAACGAGAAUGAAAGAGGCCACAUAUAAGAUGACAAAGUACAACGCUGGCAUUUUUUCACCAAAAUUAACAAAAGAUUCGGUUCUAUUUUGUUCUAAGGGUUUAGUAUGAUCAUCAGUAAGUAUUCAUGAGGGAAAAAAUGUCUGAAUCCAUAAAAAUAAAAUUGGCUUAAUUUUAGUGACAAAAGUACCUGGAAUAACUUUGUGCUGUGACUGUUAGCCGGAUAAAUGACAGCCCAGUUUUAUGCUUUUUAAUGAUGUUAUUUAAUGAGCAAAAUGAGAGUUUUUAUCAGAUGUUAGAUAAAGUUCUUAUGUCCUUAAAUGGGGAUGUUUGCAUGCAAAUUUUUCUCUUUCUGAAAUUUAUAAUAGGUUGCAGGCAUAAUAUAACUAUUUGGUUUUUGAAAUUUCUCAUCUUGACCAUCAGAACUAAGCAGCCUCAGACAUAUUUGGAUAUGAAAAGGUUUUGUUGUUUUUUAUUUUUAAAUACAAUUGUGUACAUACAUUCUUUCUAUUUAGCUUUAAUUUGGCAGUCAGGAGUAAUAUAACUUAGUUGCUGUUUACAACACUAGAAAUUUAGUACCUUAAGUAAUUUGACCUCUGUGAUAAGCUUUGUCACUUUAACUUUUAAUGAUUUUGUACAGUAGUUCUGAUAGUAGGAUGGUUCUAGAAUUAGAAGUUGAACCCCAACUCAUGAGCUUAGCCACUUGGAAUAUUAAUUGUGUAGUUUUGCAUUCAAUUUUAAAACAAGGAGUUAGAAAAGGUGCUGGCAUAUUAACAUGCUGUUGAUACAGUGAAAUAUUUUAUUUUUGCACUUUGAGUCAUAUUCCCACCCCCUAUAAGUUACAGGGGAGCCUGAGUGGAUUGGGCAGGAAACAAAUAUAAUGCAAGCAAGUUUCAGCUAGUGCUGAGUGACCCCAGUUUGUGUCUUCUCUGAAUAUUGUUUUUUUAUUUUUCACUUGAGAAAAUGUCACGAGAUAAUUUAGUUUUAUUAUGCUUUUAAAUCUCAUACUUUAGAAUCUGAUAGUACCUUGAACUGUUGAUCCUGUUACAUUCUGGGGAUGAAAAUGCCAACAUUUCAUCCAAGGGAAGUGCAUAAUCAUGAAGGUUGAAGGAUGUUUCCUAUGCAGUUAGAGUAGUUUGACCCUUGAAUUCAAAAGAUACCUAACAUCCACUUUUUCCAAAUAACAAAAGAAGCCUGAAUUUAUCUAGGAAGGGACUGAUGUUGGCUUUUGGGAAAAUGUUUGGAAAAAAUCUGUGGCACCAUUAAUUCAAGAAUGUUGAAUAACUACUUAAUGGUAAAUUUCCCUAACAGCAGUCUUCUUUCCUCCAUAUGGAUUUUAUUCUAGAACAAAACAGGAAAAAAAAAAAAUUACAACUAACUUUGCAGAGCUAUUGAUUCUGAGAGUGCCUAACAGCAGACUGCAAUGAGGAUUAUAAAAUAACUUCCCAACCUCCCUUUUACCAUAUCCGUUUUGAGGGAAAGGUAAGCUAGAUUUAUAAUUUAUUGUUAUAACUGUUACAAGGCAGUGUUUACAUAGAUUAAUCAUCUCCAGGUCCCUUCCUUGGAAAGCUUUGAGACAACAUUCUUUUCCGUUUCUUUUUUUAAUACAAAACAUAUUUUUGUUACUUACUGUUUUGUCCAGAAAUUUCCAGAUUUUGUCUUUGUAUCUUUUUUCUUGUAACAAUUUUGUUAAAACCAUAGUGAAAGUAGAAUUUACAUUUUGACUGUGACUGUGGCUAGGUAGAGAAGCUGCAUGCCUUAAAUCUACAGAAUUUUUACCUUGUAUGCAGUUUCAAACAUGUGAGAGGUUUACUUCAUUAAACACUGAGACUUCAGUAUAGAGGGAACCAAGGCAAUUUUUUGUUCAGGGAUGCAAACUGGAGGUUAUACUGAAAGUCUUCCAUGCAAUUUCUGUCUUCUUAGGGGCAGCAUUACCUUUUUUUCUUUUUCUUAAAUUACUUGCAGGACAGUGUUACUGAAGGUUAAUUGAAGUUUGUAGAGAAUAUCAGGUUUAGAAGAAGGCACGUUUGCUAUUAUCACCACAUAAUUUGGGAGAAACUCUUUUUGGCUAUGCUGCAGAAUUUUCAACAUGCCUAUCUUCUCUAUAGUCCUCUGUAGCCAGAAUUGCUUGGGUUAAAAUACACCUUCCAUAUGCUAGGUCUGUUUAUUAGUAUCACUGUAAAUCAGAACAUAGUGAACUCAGCCACAGAGCCAAUCAGUUAAAGGAGUGUGGACUGUUCACAGGAAGAACUCCAUGCUAGAAACCUGCUGAUAAUGUAGCUCUGGCACUGCAGGUGGCAUUCUUCCCUACCCUGUACCUGCUUAAAAUUCUUACUUAAAAUAAUAAGGACAGAGGUGCCAAAUCCUUUUAUAGCUAAUAUGAGGCCCUGUGUUUUGAGGACACCUGUUUGGAAAGUGUUAUGUAUAUAUUCAAAGUGAUAUAACACUAACCUGCUUUGUUUGUAUUCAGUAGAAAAGCAAUUUCAUUGUCAGUUUCAUAGCAAACUUUUUUUAAAGGAUUCUUGUUCCAUAAUGUUCUAGAACAUUAACCAUAUUCUUGUUUUAAAUUAUCUCUUACUAAAAGUAAUCAUAGUAACAAUCAUUUGCCAGUUCUUUGCAGGCAUUUGAGAGAGGAUAACUCUUUUUUAGAAUAGUCCCAUGGCUUUCUUAACCAGUAUUAGUUUCAUUUAGAGAGUUUCAGAGCCAACAAAGCAUGUCAACUUUAAUACCACGUUUACUUGGCUGUUAACAGUUUGCAUUUGUGAAAUGUUUAAUCUGAAUUACCCCGUACUGCUGUAGAGGAAAUUGUUAGUAACAUCAAAAGUCAGACUGUCGCUACAAGUGACCAAUGAGAAAGGAAAGAGGUUGAGGGUUGUUUUCCUUCUCUUUUAGUAGCGUUGAAUGACUGAAAUUACUAUGGAAAUAGGUUUUGGUGCCCCUCUGGCCUAUUCCUCACCCCCAGCAAAGACCACCAAUUUCAAGUAACUAAAAUAUGACCUAUUAUUUUGCAUUAAGUUGAAUUAAAACAUUUGUGCAAUCUAUAAGCCAUAAUUCAGCUUCCCCCAAAGUUAAUUUUUUUAGACUAUGUUCUACCUUAUAUUAGCCAAGGACUUUUUCUCUGUGUACUCCAUGUUUAUGCAUAAAGAAGUUUUGUACCUAAUAUGGAAGGAGAGGGAAUACUAUGUUAAUUUUGAUGUUAUUUCAGAUCUGUUUCAGUCUGAACUACUGGGUUGUCUGAACUCAUGAGGCAUUGUUACCAGUUAGUAAUACCAUCUUUAAAAUGCUCAAUUUUAAUAAUUUUUUAUUCAGAGAAUCUAUGACUUAUUAGGGCAAUUGAAGUAUUUCUGAUAUGAAACAAAAGAAGUGGAGACUGAUACUUAAUGGGGGGAGCAAAAUUAGCUUGGGCUAAAAUGGGCAUGUUUUGUUCUAUGAAUUCUACCUAAAUGUCACCCAGUGUACAGAGAAACUAGUAUUACUUGAAGAUGUGAAAGUUCCUGUGGUAGCCAUACCUUGAAGCACAGUAUUGUAUAUAAGUAAAUAUCUCAAUUCUAAAUUAAAUCCAGAUUUAACUAAUAUAUAUUAUUUUAUAUCUUUGUUGUAUUAAAAUGUUUAAAAACACUAAAAAUAAAACAUUUGAAAAUUG
Dama dama (fallow deer) is the source of this 5757-nucleotide messenger RNA. It is a transcript of the gene SAMD8, whose product is annotated as sterile alpha motif domain containing 8. Gene Ontology annotation, biological process: ceramide biosynthetic process. Gene Ontology annotation, cellular component: endoplasmic reticulum membrane; Golgi membrane. The record is from RefSeq and is a predicted model, not a curated record. NCBI's taxonomy places the organism in Eukaryota, Metazoa, Chordata, Mammalia, Artiodactyla, Cervidae. Gene Ontology annotation, molecular function: ceramide cholinephosphotransferase activity; protein binding; sphingomyelin synthase activity. The coding region runs from base 49 to 1530 and encodes 493 amino acids. The transcript has 7 exons.